Molecule: messenger RNA, 522 nt
Organism: Endocarpon pusillum Z07020
Lineage: Eukaryota; Fungi; Ascomycota; Eurotiomycetes; Verrucariales; Verrucariaceae
Exons: 2
Coding region: 1-522 (173 amino acids)
Source: RefSeq, a predicted model, not a curated record
AUGGCGCAUAUUCGGGUGCAGGAUGGGAAAGAUGUCCCGACGGUAGAGCAUAUCGAGUUGCCGGCGGCGGGGUUUCGGAUUCCUCGAGCAGGUCGUGCGGGUGACGAAUGGGAUGUCCCGACAGUGGAACACACGGAAGAUCACUUCUCCAUCUUUCCUCACGGUUCAAGAUUGGAGGAGGCCAUGCCAACGCUUGAGCACGUCAAGUACUGCUUUGGCGGGGCCAGGCCUGGGAGGGUCACCCGUCGUGGGACGAUCAUGACCGACACUCGGUGGGACAAAGCGAUCAGUAACAUCUCAGACUACCUAGCAGAGAAGGAGAACGAUGGCGAGGGCGAAGCGCGGGUGUUGCACCUGCUCUACGAAGCGAGGGAGCUGCUGGAGGAAGGAAAGGGGCAGGACGCCAGGGCCGCCCAGGAUGAAGAGGGAUCAACGAGAUCCACUGAGGUGAUCCUCCAAAGCAUAGAGGACAGGCUAACAAAGAUCGAGAAGCAGAAUCUACCCCAGGCGAACACUCGCUGA